AUGAUCGGCGAUACGACAGCUUAUGUACAGCUGACAGCCGCGACAUCUCGCGACAUCUCUCUUUUCUUCCCUCUUCAGCGUACCGAGACUAACGGUGGCGACGAGAACAUGGUCGCUACCGCUAGGUUUACACGCCUUUUGUGGAUUGUCGUUCCUACUUUCGCCAUCACGUUCAUCGUGUUCUAUGUCGACUCUCGCUCCUCCUUCGUGGACAAUCCCCCGCCUCGCAAACCACCUCUCAAGAACCUCCUCAAGAUCCACGAACGCCCAUUCCUUUGUGACCACAACGAACACACUGUAACAGCUACAACCACAAGGACUGUCAUUAGUCCUCCCCAGACUACCACCAUCGUCAAAUCUCCAACGCACACCCCGUCUACCUUCCAGGACAUGUUUGGCUUUCCUCUGGUUGACCCAAAGGACGCCUCGCCUUUACCCAACGAGGCUGUAUCGGGCCCGUCUGCCCGCCAUUUCUACCGCAAGGACGGGUUAUUGGAAGUUAACCCCGAUGCACCCCAUCCUAUCUUUGAAUUAAUGGAGCAGGCUGAGAAGAACUGGGAUGAGAAGAAUAAUAAGGCGAGUCGAACACUGCGCGAUGCCUGCAAGGAGUAUGAGAGGCGGUAUGGAAGGAAGCCGCCGAAAGGCUUUGAUCUAUGGUGGGCCUACACCAAGGCAUACAAUGUUGCGCUACCGGACGAGUACGACCAAAUAUAUCGCGAAAUUGAGCCCUAUUGGGGGGCUGACCCACGCCAAUUGCAGCAAUCUCAGCGAGAAAUCGAGGACGGGUGGGACGCUAUCACGCUGGGGAAAGACAAGCCCGAGGACCCGAUCAGUUUGCUCAAGCACACUGACCGCACGUCGAACAUUGAGUCCCAUUUGUCGCUGGGGGUGCCUGCGAUCUUGAAAUUGCUUGAAGAAGUGCAGGACUACCUUCCUCCAUUUCGAGCGGUGUUCAACCUGCAUGAUAAUCCUUCGAUUCACAAGGAUUACGAACUGUUCCAGAUGGGAAUCCAGGCAGCCAAGGAGGGAAGAUACAUUGACUUCGAUAAACCUCCUCCAGAGAAAUUGGACGGCUGGAAGUCAGCGUGCGCGCAAGACUCCCCUGCCUGGGUCAAUGAGAUCAGAUACACAAAUCCCCUUCCUCCACUUCCCGAGCUUCUCGUGAUGAAGUACAAGUCCCCGUAUGCCUCGCCGUCGACGCCCUUGGAUUCCCAGGUUCCUAAAACGUUCAUUCACAACCACCGACUCACCAUGGACCCAUGUCUUCAUCCAUCUCACCUGCUAACUCAUGGUCAAUUCCUCUCACAUGGAACCGGCCCCAUCCCGAAACGCAAGUUCAUCCCCGUGUUCAGCUACAGCCCCACCCUUUUGCAUACCGACUUCACGCUUCCGAUGACCCAUGGUUUCGUCGGAGAUAUCUUACCACGGAGCAAUGAUCCCGAGUUCGAUGAAAAAGAGGACCAGCGCUUGCAGUGGAGAGGGAGCAACACCGGUAUAUGGCCAGGAGGGGAUAUGCAAUGGUGGCUCUCUCAACGUCCGAGACUUGUCGAUUGGGCCGACCCUCGUCGGAACAAUCCACCAAGUUUGGAUUCCAUGCUCAGGAGCCCUCCGGAUGGUCGAUGGAAGGUCGGAACUCCGGUUGCCCUUGAUGAGAAGAAUGUUUCGAAAGCGUUGUGGGCGCCAUCUUUUGCUGAUAUUGCUUUCUCGUCGGACCCCGUGGAAUGCGAACGCGAUGACUGCGCUAGCAGUAGAAGUCGUGCAGAGCAGUACGAGGUACGACAAAGCCAUAACGUUCCGACGCAAGGAAUGUACAAAUAUAUCGUCGAUCCCUGGCUGCAUUACGUCCCCAUUCAAGUAGACUAUUCGGACCUCCUAGACUCACUCUAUUUCUUCCGUGGCGACCCAUCUGGAAAUGGAGGACACCCUGAAUUAGCGAAGCGGAUCGCCAAGAAAGGUAGAGAAUGGAGUUUGACGCAGUGGAGGAGAGAAGAUUUGACUGCAUAUCUGUUCCGGCUUCUUCUCGAAUAUGCAAGGGUUAUGUCUGUCGAGAGGGAGAAUGGCGAACUUGACUAUAGCUAUAACUCCGAGGAUGAAGUGGAUUCUUUGCUUGGAUCAGAUACCGCGAUGGUCGACGAGCCGCAGCAGGCGUUUAGACUGGUGAUGCUUCAGAAACAGGAGGGACGGAGGAAGCUCCGAGUCCGGGCGUUGGCGUGA
Coprinopsis cinerea okayama7#130 is the source of this 2214-nucleotide messenger RNA. Its product is annotated as Cap3p. The transcript is spliced from 5 exons. The record is from RefSeq and is a predicted model, not a curated record. Bases 1 to 2214 code for a protein of 737 amino acids. NCBI's taxonomy places the organism in Eukaryota, Fungi, Basidiomycota, Agaricomycetes, Agaricales, Psathyrellaceae.